Sarcophilus harrisii (Tasmanian devil) is the source of this 4229-nucleotide messenger RNA. RefSeq names its product caspase recruitment domain family member 6 (gene CARD6). The transcript has 3 exons. NCBI's taxonomy places the organism in Eukaryota, Metazoa, Chordata, Mammalia, Dasyuromorphia, Dasyuridae. Gene Ontology annotation, biological process: regulation of apoptotic process. The record is from RefSeq and is a predicted model, not a curated record. The coding region runs from base 329 to 3370 and encodes 1013 amino acids.
UCUUGCUUUUCUCGAUUGUUGUGAGGAUGGAAAGAAGUGAUGAUUGCAAAAUACUUUGUUGACUUCAAAGUAGUUUAGAAACGUGUUGAUUAUUAUUAUUUUUAAUUUGUUUUAAGAAUGUUGUAGUUGUUGAGAAAAUGAAAGUAGUUUGUAUAGAUAUGUGAAAUUAUUAGUUGGAGGCAGGAGAUACUCUGAACGUAUGUUGGAAAAAUUGCUGGAUUUUAAUGUCAUAGGUAAAUGACUAUCAACUGGCCAGUUCUAUUGAAAGCCUGACUUUCUCAUUUCAGAUGACUGCCCAAGAACUACUGUCUAUCUGUUUCCAGGUCGAAUGAAAACAGGAACAAUGGCUACUCUGAAUAUGGCUUCUUCAGUCAUUGAAAAAGAAAGACAAAAGUUAGUUAAAAUUCUGCAGGAGGAUCCUGAUUCUGUGUUAGAUACAUUAACUUCUCGGAAUCUAAUUUCUGAAGAGGAAUAUGAGAUCUUGGAGACUAUCACAGACCCACUGAAAAAAAGUAGGAAGAUAUUAAUUCUGAUACAGAAAAAAGGAGAGAGAAGUUGUCAACAAUUUCUGGAGUAUUUACAUAGUACUUUUCCGGACUCAGAAACCAGUUGGUGGUCUGCUCUUGAAUUUAUUAAACAAGAAAAAGAACAUGAGAAAGCAGAAGCUCCUCUAUUCAUGGAAGAGAACAAGAAUUCAGAAGUUACUCUGCUCACUGAAAAGAAAGAGUACAAGAAUACUGAUGCUCUUAUGUCUAUAGAAGAGAGCCAAGAUCUAAAAAUUACUAGGCCUGCAGGGAACAAAGGAGCUAAUAAUUCACCAGUCACUGGGUUCUCCAUGGAGGAGGAAGAGGAAGGAGAUGAAUUGGAAGACACAGAGAAUGGAGACCCCUAUGAAAAUCCAGACGCUAUUGUGUACUUAGGAGAAGAAUGGGAAGAUGAGAGUCCAGAUACUGAUUUAUACUUAGAAAAAGAGGAUUAUUUAGAACGUGAGGCAUAUUUUGAACAUUCAGGAUCAUCAGAGGAAGAGGAAGUCUAUGUGGAUCUAGAAAACACUGAGUACUGUGGGGAAAAUGACAUGAUUGAGUACUUGGAUAGUGAACAGAGCUUUGAAAAUUUAGAGGCUGAAGAGUAUCUGGAGGAGGAUGAAGCAGAUUUGGAAGAGAGAAGAAAAACAUUCAGAGAAAUCCUGUCAUAUUUGGAAAUGGACAGGAAUAAGAAGCUUCUACCAAGUUUUGUUCAUCAGUUCCGCUUGGACCAUGGAUGUCAUUGGAUCCCUCAGACGUCAGCAGACUUAGCCUGGAAUUUCCUAUUAAAAAUUCAAUCUUUAGAUUUGACUGCCAGAGAUACAAUCCUUGGCCAGAGGAUUGCAGAUGAGGAUGGCAAAGAGGGAUUGAUCAGUAAGGUAGAAAAUAUGGGUCUUAGAGACAAAGAUACCAUUAAUCCAUUGGAUGUUCUUUGUGCCAUCAUGCUUUGUUCAGACAUCUCCUUGCAGCAGGAGGUCUUGGGGAACAUGUUUAAGUGCCACUUUGCUCUUCCUUUGCUGCUACCAGAUGCAGAGAACAAUAAGUGCAUUUUGAUGAUGGGGGCCAUGAAGAAAAUUGUACUAAAGGACUUAGUAUAUUCUCUAGGAGAUGCUGCUGAGGUUGGCGUAAAGUCCUUAGUGUUUAUGAAAAUGCCCCUUAUUUCUUUUGUUCGAUUGGGGUGCUGUGAUUCAUCUAAAUCCAGGAUCCUUAAUGCAAUCCUCAGCCUUCCUCAAGGGCAGCCUCCUGACAUCUUUCUCCAUCGAGACUCUCAUACCUCAUUACUUCCUCGGCAAAUUUCUGAUGGUUUGGUAGAGAUUACUUGGUGUUUCCCUAAUAGUGGCACUGGUAAGGAAAAUUCUGACUUUUUCCAAGAGCCUGUGGCUGUGGCCAAUCUUAGGGGAGAUCUGGAGGGCUUCUGGAUGCAAUUUGGCUUUUUAAUGGAGGUCUCCUCUGCUGUGUUCAUUUUUACUGACUGUCCAGGUGAAAGCGAAUGGGACCUCCUGGCAUUUCUAGGAGAAUCUGCUAAGGAAAGAUGCUACUUCAUUCUCAGUCCCCAGUCUAGGGAAAGUGAGGAAGCCCAAUUAUUCCAGAGAGUUCUGAAACUGAAGCCAUCACAACUGCUGCUUCUAGAGGAAAGUGAAAUGGGGGAUAGAGGAAAGGAUGCAGAGGGCCUUCGAAUAGCCCUGAAAAAGGUGAUGUGCUCUCCUCUCAGAUAUGUGUCAGUAGAAGAUAUGGCAUCCUUAGCCAGAGAGUUGGGAAUCCAGGUUGAUCAGGACUGUGAGAAAACCCAAGGUGUCCAAGGUACCCUUAGUGAAGCUAUACCUGAAGCAGGUGAGGUUGAAGUACCCCAGAGCCAUACCCUUUUCACAGAUCUAUCAGAAAGCCAGUGUGAAAUGCCUACAGAAGGGAGUGGGAUUUUUAGCCGAGUCCACUGCCAACCUCAUGCUUUCCAUCCUCCUACAUCAUUUUCCUCUGAGCCAUGGGGCUGGAGACUCCCACAGACCAUAAUUAAGGGUAAUCCUUACCACCCCCCUCUGAGACCUCACAGGACCACAGAUCCCAAUGUGUGGGCAGGGUUUAGUCCCAGAUUGUUUGGCUCUAUGGCCUUUCACAAUAGAAGCACCAAUAAACGAGGCAGAAGUCCUGGCAGAGGGGCUUUUCAACCCCAGAGAGUUCAUCAAGCUGCAGCAUUAGUAAAAUCUUCUAGUUCUUCCCAAGUAUAUCAUUUGGCAAGACCAUUCAAACCAGUUUCUCAAACUGUGCAGGCCCCAUGCCAGGGAUCUCAGUCAAAAAUUUUAAGAGCCAGUAGAUUUGCUUCUCAGGCAGGUCAUUUGCAAACCAUAAAACCACAAGCAGCGGGAACAUCUAUUCAACCUAUGCAACAAGUUUUUAAUUUAAUAGAUUCCAGGAACUCAGGAUUCCAACUUAAAGGAAUGACCAAGAAACCCAUCAGAGAAGUAUCAAAGUCAAGACAGGAUCAGAUUGAAGAACAGUCCACAGAAAUAUUUGGGUGGCCAGCCUCCCAAUCACGGGGAGCAAAGCUAAAAAGAACAUUUGGGACCCAGAAAUCUCAGCAAUCAGGAGUAACUGGGCAGACAACGAAAUCAUCCUGUCAGAUAGGAAGCUUCAUGCCCCAGCAACCUCAAACAGCCAGAGCAACUGGGAGGCCCAUAAGACCUGCCUGUCAUCCAGCAAGUAAACGGCAACAGGGCCAGACCACAAAACCUGCUUCCCAAACAAGACAUUCAUACAAUCAGAGUGGUAAACCCCCACCCAAGUCUCCGUUUAAUCCUCCUCACAAUAAGCCAUCCUGUUCCACAGGAGGAGCCAAGAGGAGAGGAACAUAAUCCAAUACUUCUGAAUCUAGUGAGUCUAAUAAAUGAGGCAGUUAAGCAGUGCAUUGGAUUGAAUGCUGGAGCUAGAGUAAGGAAAACCUGAAUUAAAAUCUGUUUCAGAUAUUUACUGUGAGAACUGGGAUUUAACCUCUGUCUGCCUCAGUUUUCUCAUUUGUAAAAUGGAAAUAAUACUAGAAGUUACAUUCCAGGAUUAUUUUGGGAAUAUAAAUUGUGAUACUAUUUGUAAAGGUCUUUAUAAACCUUGAAAUACAUAUGAAUGCUAGAUAUUGUUGUUAUUAUAAACUAAAUCUCCUUAAUUAUUACUCUGUAUCUCAUAUAACCAUUCAGUUGCCAGAUUAGUUUAUUUGAUGUGCCACUUGAUCUUUUUGAUUUAUUUCUCCAUCGCUAGAGAUCCUUAAAUAGCUAACCCUUACCCAAGGAAUAAAUUAAAAUUCCUAAGACUCUCUAUAAUUUGGCUCUAAUUUAUUUUUUGGAUUAGUGAGGAUGAGGGGCUUGGAUUUAAGGAGCCCAUUUUUUUUCUUUAUUUUCUCCAGGAUAAAGGCAGUCCUGGCAUUAGGGUACUUGUAACUUUAUAGUGUCAGGAUAGAGUAGAUUUUUAGGCUCAAAUUAUUAAUAGGAAAGAUCCCACAGGGUUUGGAAACAAAAGCAUUUUUCUUCUAUUCCAGGAUUCUUUUCCAUUCCACAAAUAUUUCUUAAAUGACUGUUAUCUUUAUAUCCCUGAGCUAGGAAUUGGGGAUAUUAGUUCUGUAUAUUAGUUAUAUAUUAGUUAACUUGAUAUGUUAAUAAAUACUUAUUGAUUGAUUGGUUUUUUUAAAAAUAUGAAAUAUACAUCUAUAUAUUUGUAGUAAGU